Scophthalmus maximus (turbot) is the source of this 7372-nucleotide messenger RNA. RefSeq names its product mastermind-like transcriptional coactivator 3 (gene maml3). The transcript has 6 exons. The record is from RefSeq and is a predicted model, not a curated record. Lineage: Eukaryota; Metazoa; Chordata; Actinopteri; Pleuronectiformes; Scophthalmidae. Gene Ontology annotation, molecular function: transcription coactivator activity. The coding region runs from base 719 to 4246 and encodes 1175 amino acids. Gene Ontology annotation, biological process: positive regulation of transcription of Notch receptor target; Notch signaling pathway. Gene Ontology annotation, cellular component: nuclear speck; nucleoplasm.
ACCACCCCCCCCCACCAACUCGGCAACAUCUUCACCGGGAUUUCUUUCAAACCCAAACCAUAUGAGAUGCAAGUUCACUGGGGAACUCGUUCGGUUCAGGCAGCAAAACUUUUUCUCAACGGACGGCACCGUAGAACGGCGAGUGGACUGUUACCGUCGCUGCCGCUCCUCCGCGGGACGGUUUGUGCGUAUACCACCGCCGAGUGCCUGCUCGCGUCCGGACGUCCACGGUAUUGUGGUGUUACUUCUGUUUCCCCAGCGGAGUUGUUGUCGUUAGCAGCAGCAGCAGCAGCAGCAGUCGCGUGGCAGCGGUUGUAUUGUUGAAUUCGUUCCGGAGCUUGUCCGGGUCUCGCCCGGGGCUUUACUGUUAUCUGUGUUCUCGGGAGCGGUUUGUUUGGAAACAGCGCACGGGGGGGGCGAGAAGAAACGGUUCCUCGCGAGCCCUCGGCCGUAUGACUGCCAGGUUCGCAGCCCUUUAAACCUUUCCCGGGUGUCCUUCUUCUUCUUCUUCUUCUUCUUCUUCGGCGGCGGCUGUCGGUCGUCUCUCUCGUCCGCCGCCCGGCUGCCCGGGACCCUCCGCCGGGGAGGACAGAGAGCGAGGGGGGUACUCGGUGGCGCCGGUGACGGUGCUCGGAGGAGGAGGAGGAGGAGGAGGAGGUGUCGACCGAGCUCGACUGGGGGGAAAGUUCUUCCAAAAUAGCAGCCACUCGGCCCAGCGAUGGGGGAUUUCGCCUCCCCCGCUGCCGGACCCAACGGCAGUAUCUGCGUCAACAACAGCAUGAACCCGGCUGCCGGGAGCGUGGUGCCCGCCGGGGCGGUGGGCAUACCUAAGCACAGCACCGUGGUGGAGCGGCUGAGGCAGCGGAUCGAGGGCUGCCGGAGACACCACGUCAACUGCGAGAGCAGGUACCAGCAAGCCCACGCGGAGCAGCUGGAGAUCGAGCGGAGGGAGACGGUGAGUCUGUACCAGCGGAGUCUGGAGCAGCGGGCCAAGAAGUCCGCCGGCGGCGGCGGCGGCGGCGGCGGCAGCAAGCAGCCGCAGAGCAAGCAGCCGGACCCGGACUCUGCCUCCUCCGCGGAACAGAGGAAUAACACGCUCAUAGCGCUCCAGGAGACUGUAAAGAGGAAACUUGACAGUGCACGGUCGCCCCUCAAUGGAGACCAGAACGGCAUCUGUGAUGGAGGCAGCUACUCACCGACCACCAAACGGGUACGGAAGGACGGCUCUGGUGGUUUGGACUCACUCACAGGUCUCCCUAACAACAAUAACAGUGUACCACCCAUCUCUCCUCUGCAUCACCAAAUGGACAUUAAGCCAUUGCUUGGCGGGCCCAACACUUCCACCGGAAACAACACUACAAACAGCAACGGCAACCAUGUAAGCCGCGCAUCAGAUGAGCUUGGAAAGAAUGGUGGAAACCAUCUCCCAGACAUGAAGCUGAAUGGCUCGCUGGACCUGGAGGACAGCUUCGGCCUCCUCAAAGACCUGAAACAGGAGCCACUGGAUGACGGAGGUGGGAUGGAGUCCUCUGAUCCCCAGUCUCUGUCCAAUCAGAACAAACUGUUCUCUGACAUCAACCUCAAUGACCAGGAGUGGCAGGAGCUGAUCGAUGAGCUGGCCAACACUGUGCCAGAGGACGAUAUGCAUGACCUCUUCAAUGAGGACUUUGAAGACAAGAAGGAGGCAGAGUUUGGCAGGCCAGCAAACAAUCAGACACCAGGCCCGCAGGAAGCAGCUGGGAAUACAACAGCACCUGGAGGAGGGACUGCAGGAGUGGCAGCAGCCUUGCCCCCUCCUCCUCCUCAGCCUCCACAGGGAGGUCCACAGGUUCCUAUAGGCUCGCCACAGGUUCGACCAUCAUCGUCAGGACCUCAGUUUGCCACCACUGCCAAUGGAACACCUCCGCAGCAACCCUUGCAGCAGUCACCCGCCGUUGCCAUGGCAUCUGGUUCACCAUUGCACAACUGCGUGGCUCGUUCCCCUCAAACCCCAACCCAGGCUCAGACUCAAGCAGUCUCCAGGCCUGGGAAUGGAUACAUGAUGAGCCCAGGCCCAGGGGUCAGUCAAGCAGGAACGGGACCUGGAGCAGCUGGGGUUGCCCCCGGAGGUCAGCCAGUAGGGCCGGUGACGCCUGAACUUUCUCCAGCAGAGCAGCUGAAAGCCAUGGCUCAGCAACGUGCUAAACUGCUGCAGCAGAAGCAGCAACAGCAACAAGCAGCUAACUGGUCCCCAGCAGGCGCUCCAACCAGUCCCUAUAACUCUGGUCCCUUUAACCAAGACAAACCCAACAGCCCAAUGAUGUACCCACCGCAAGCCUUUAAUACACCACAGGGCCCUCUAGUGGCUGGAAUGGCCCCCAACAAUGGGCCAAAAGCCCCCAUGAGCAACUACCUCCCUCACAACCACAUGAGCAUGAUGGGACAGCAACAGCCAAACAGCAUCAACCAGAACACCCUGUCCAAGCAACAGCAGCAACAGCAGCAGCAAACAGCAGCCAUGUUGUCCUAUAAUAACACCAAACCGCUCAGCCACUUCAGCGGUAGUGGGGUGGAUCACAUAGGCCAGAGGAUGACUCCACCCAUGGCGGGGAACAAUCAGGUCAAGAACCCCAUGAUGCCUCCCUACAUGGGUGGUGGAGGAGGUGGGGGCCAGGGGGCGGGGCCAGGGCAGACCCAGGGCCCAAUCCCGGGACAGACGGCCCACCUUAGUGAGGAGCAGAAGCGGAUGUUGCAGAUGAAGCAGAAAGUGUUGAACCAGAACUUGCCCUACAGCGCCAUGCAGCCCCAUGGACAGGAGCAAGGUGUGGUGGGAAUUUCACGACCACCAGGCGCCAUCCCUCCUCCUCACCCUGGUGGGGGUGUGGCCCCAGGUGUAGGCCCCAACCAGGGGUCAGGACCACCUCCGGGCUACGUGGGCAAUCAGCAGCAGGCAGCCAUGAUGAAACAGAUGAUGGCAAUGGAGCAGGAGAAGAGAGUGCAGAUGCACAUGAUGGAGCAGCAGAAACAGCAGCUCUUCAGAGAACAGAGACAACAGCAGCAGCAGCAACUACUGGCUGAGCAGCUCCAACAGCAGCAGCAGCACCUCCCCAGACAGAUGGGACAGGGCCAGAGGAAUCCAUACCCCCAAGUCAAUCAAUACCAAGGUCCUCCUCAAGAUCUGGCAUCAAGGAGCCAGGCUCUCCAGAACAUUCGGGCUGCCCGGCUCCUACAACAGCAACAGCAGAGCCAGCAGCAGAUGGUCCAGAUGAGUUCUGUUCAGAGCCAAGGGGGCUCUGUAGGACCUCAAACUGACAUGGGUCUACCCUAUGGCAACCAGGGGUCUAACCAGGGUUCUCUGUACGGGCUCAACCCCUCCAUGAGCCAAAUGAUCCAUCAGCAGCAGCACCAGAGCCAAAGCGUCCAAGGCUCCAUGGGUCUUCCACCGCAGCACAACCCUGCCGGAGGGCCGCAACGGCAGGCAGGUGCGGGUCCUGGGGUCGGUGGUAUGCCUGGAGGCCCCGGAGGUGGUGGAGCUGGAGGUUACGGGGGACAAGGGAUGCUAAUGAACUCCAUGACCCAGCAACCCCUCAAAGGCCCUCCCAUUGCCAAAGCUCAGGCACAGAGACUGCAAAGUAUGCUGGGAGCAGGAGGAGGUGGAGGGGGAAUGGGGGCAGGAGGCUGGCCACCGCAGCAAGGACAGAGUCUGCAGGCCAUGGGGGGAGGAGUCGGAAGGACUACAGGAGGCGGGGGAGGAGAUAUGGUGGGGUUCAGCUCAGCCCAGGUUUAUGGGAUGCAGCCAGGUCAACCUCCUCGAAUGGCAAAGCAACACUUUCAGGGCCCGGGACAGGGGAUGAGCCAGGGGAUGGACCCCAGGGUGGGCAACCCAGCUGCGGGUAUGGGUGGCCCAAUGAUGGCCCCCCACAUGGGCGGUCAGCCCAGGACCAACCAGCCCCGGCCCAUGGUCAUGAACCAGGGAAUGAGCCAGGGGGUGAUGAGCCAGGGGAUGACUGUGAUGGCGGGAUUCGGGCCGGGUCCUGGGGGACCAGGAAUGGGGACAGGGGGAGGAGGAGGAGGACCCUAUGGACCUGGAGGAGUUGGGGUUGGGAGUCAGCCGCAGGGCUACCAGAGGACAGCCAAUCAGGACAUGGCAUCCUAUGGAUAUGGGGGCGGGCCCUCAAGUGGCGGAGCCUUCGGAUUGGGCGAUGGCUCCGGGGCGGAGCUGGACUCAAGCGAUGGGUGGAUGGAGGAGUUUUUCCCGAGCCAAUAGCCAACAGGGAAUGUGGAGAAGAGUUUUUACUGGAUGAACUAAACAUUAAAAAAGGACAAAUGUUAAAACCUGAGAAAGUAAAACAGAAAGGAUGACGUGAGAUGGACUGGCAUGUUUUUGUUUUCUAAAACAUGUGCAAGGUUAUAAAUGAGAUAUUGUGUUAUGUUUUAUGUGUGUGUGUUUGUGUGUCUGUGUGUGUGUCUGUGUGUGUGUGUGUGUGUGUGUGUGUGAGUGUGAGUGAGAGUGGGUGAGUGAGUGAUGGAGUGAUGGAGAAAGCGAUCAUUAUGUUCCGUGCAUAUUAACGACGAACCAAUAUAGAGAUUAAGAGGUGUGUUUCAUUCGUUUUCCCUUUUUUCUCCACGGAAUGAAUUUUUCUCAUGUUCCAGUGUUUGAAAGCGAGCCCCGUUUACACAGCAGCGCUUUGAGCCUGAGCUUCAGCAGGGGCCGAUUGAACACCAUAGAAUGAUGGAGGGGAAGGAAGACUUGUUCUCAAGACAGCAAUUUAUUUGUGUUUGUGUGUUUGUGCCACCCAGCUCAGUGCUGCUCAGAUCUUUCAACUAUGUAAGGAGCUGAAGGGAGUAGAAAGCACUCUCAAUGCUCCCAUUUCCUCUCUUAGAUUUGUGCCCUCCAUACACAUACACACAGAUACACACACACACACACACACACACACACAGACGCACACAUACGGAGAGACACACUUGCAUAACACACACACACACUCUCUCACUUGAUCUAUCUCUCUGUCUCUCUCAUCCUCCUUCCCUCUCUCUUCCUGUCUUUCCCACCCUCUCUCCAGAGACUCGUUGCUCACUCUCAACACUCCUUUCUCUGUUUAAAUUGUGAACAUCACAACAGAACAAAUGAUGUUCCUCUAUUGUUCCAGACGAGCACACUCUGCCCUCUAGUGCUUUUGCUAGGCAACCGACCUGGGUGGCGUUUUUUUUUGUUGUUUUUUUGGGGGGGGGGGGGGGGGGGGGUCAUUUCCUGUGUGUGGCUGUGGAUGACUGCUAUGACACAAAGAGGAAGACAAAGAGAAUAGGCAGCUAAGGCAAGCAUUGGUCUCAAAAGCUUACACACAAACACACACGCUCGCACACAAAUCAACCACCACAGAUCAACAGACAUCAGUCUGGGAGGAUGAGCAGAUGUGUGAGAGGCAGCUAAUGGAGCUAAUAUUACAUUACCUGUGUGACACAAACAACAACACAUGCAUCAGGCUGACAUGAAGCAGAAUGAUUCGCUGGGCACUGAAUGUAUUCAAGCACCACAAGUGACUUCUUCAUUUUUUAAGGAAAAAAAACACUCAUUGAAAGCUCACCCACAUUGUUUUCUUUGUUGCUGUAUUUUAUCUUUAACAAUGAUGCUGGUUGUGUCUUUGUCGAUUAAAAAGACCAACGACAAAAAAAAGGUUGAAAUUAGCCCUCUUUUAGUUUGUGUUGUCUUUUUGCUAUCUGUUUGUCCUCCCGUCACGCCACAGCCUUCUCUUCCAAUUGUGACGCAGCUGGGCGUCAGUCACCGUAGCCCUGCUUUACAUCGUGGCUUCUCUUGUACCGCAGCUCUGAAAUGCCCUCGCAUCAGACUAAAACGUAACUGUGCUAUACUGUAACACUACUGUGAAGAAAUACAAGUUAUCCCCUUCCAGCGCUUUACUCGGAAAAUGAACCACUGCUAAGCCGCGUUUUAGAGGAAGUGGAAACACUUAAGAAAGCUGAUUGGUGGUGACAGUUAGGGCCAGUUAGCAUUCAAACAACCUGUGCUUCCACUGAAGUCAGUGUCUCCCCUUCAGAGUCAACUGUAGGCUUUACACUGUCCACUCCCUCGCCCUCGUGGUUGAGUAAUAACUAUCUGUCAAAUAGGUUUUAAUACAGUAGCUGUUGUUAAGAUAACACCUUACUUCUCUAACUGUUUUAUCAUCCUGGUUAAAAGAUGAAUGAAAGUGAGUCUGUAUGUGCAUUACUUUGUAUUUAGCUCAUCAGAGUGAAAGUUUGGAGGACGACGCUGUAAUCAACAAACCAAAAAGCCUUCUUCUCUGUAAACUAACUCCUUACCAUCAACGCAUUUGUUCUCAUGGUUUGUUGUAUAAAUCAACCCUUUAAAUACAAAUUUUAACCACCGACCCCAUUGUCCGGUAAGUGUUGCUGCGUUCGGUAGCACCGGCGAAUGAGGUUCUGUACUUGUUUUCUUUUUGUCAUGCUCUGGGAGUAGAAGUGCUCCGUCUUACUGUGUGAAGUUGAGGGUCAAGGGCAGACAGAUGUAGAGGUCGUAGCGAUCCCCGAUUCUAUCAGGGGAGAAUGGUAAAAUAAAUGAAACCCUGUGUCGGUGUCUGGAUAGUUUACGCCUUCCUUGUGGUCUUCAGUGGCCCCACUGCUUAUGCUUAGUGUGAAACAUAGUGAAAUAAAGGCAGUGUGUAGGAAAACACCCGAGCUUAACCACUCCAACCAAGAGGCAAGACGACAAAAACUUGUUGGUCAAAAGUUAAGGUCACAGCCGCUGCGACCCUUUUGUUUUGCUUCAGAGUGAGGAUCUAUGAUAUGGUUUGAAUUCCCUUCAGGAAGAGAGGAGGCCUCCUCAAAAUAUCAUUAUGUACCGGGACCAAGUCUGUAGACAACAUUUUAACAGAAGUUGUUGUUGUGGAUGUUCUUUGUUUUAUUUUAUUUUAUUUUUUUUACUGGUGCUGACAUAUAUGUGAUUAUGAGAAAAACUAUAUAAAAGAUAAUGGCUAUUUGUAAAUAUGUUUUUACAGGUUUAAAUACAUCAGAUAAUACAGUCUCUACUCUGUAAAGAAUUUACUGUUUGUUGGAAAAAUAGAGAAGUAUUUUUAUUUUGAAGGUUUUUUUGUUUGUUUUCACCUUUAACCCAUCUGAGCUAUGCCAUUGCACUUCAGACAAUGUCUUACUACUAAUUUGUAUUGUAAACCUCCUCCUCUUUUUUGGAAUUUUUUUCAUUUUGUUUUUUUCUAGUUUCAGAUUUGACUCUGUUCUUGAGCAGUGCUUAUUUCUUUUUAUCCUGUACAGAAUUCUGAAAUGUUAACAAAAGAGAGUUACAAAAGACCUUUUUGUUUUGUUUGUUUUUCAAAAAGAUACAAUAAAGAGAGAAUGUUCUCGCGGAUCAUAUUAAAUGAAA